Oryzias latipes (Japanese medaka) is the source of this 1469-nucleotide messenger RNA. RefSeq names its product ATP synthase mitochondrial F1 complex assembly factor 2 (gene atpaf2). NCBI's taxonomy places the organism in Eukaryota, Metazoa, Chordata, Actinopteri, Beloniformes, Adrianichthyidae. Gene Ontology annotation, cellular component: mitochondrion. Gene Ontology annotation, biological process: mitochondrial proton-transporting ATP synthase complex assembly. The record is from RefSeq and is a predicted model, not a curated record.
AUGCAAUGAAAACAUUUUGUAGCUUUGUAGCAUCGAAGGUCACACGCGUGGUUUUGAACCGAUGUGUUACUGUAAGCUAGAUGAAAACCUUAAUGUUUAACAACAGAUUUAUUGUAGAGUCAGGUUCAUUAUACACUCAAGAUCUGUUUGUUCAAUGUGGUACUUUAGUGCGUGAGAGACCGGCUUAAGAAAUCGCUAGUGAAUCGUCUUUUUUAUUGUAAACAGUAUACGUCCAAAUUUAGGUAUGAAUAUGUUUAGACGUGUUUUUCAACUUCGAAAUUCCUUUGGAAAUGUAAUUUCAGUUUGCAAGUCGUGUCCCAGUCAUCAGUACUCCAAGUGUUUGUCAAAAUACUCCACUGCAUCUACAGAGAGGAAGAGAUUUUAUCAAGAUGUCAGCAUAUCUCAAGGAGAUGAUGGUUUGUAUGAAAUAAAUCUGGAUAGAAGGAAACUCAAAACUCCAGGAGGGAAGCUGUUCACAGUACCAAAUGAAGCCCUGGCUAUCGCCGUGGCAACAGAGUGGGAUGCUCAGAGGGGGACACUCAAGUUUUAUACCAUGCACCUUACCACUUUGUGCAACACGGCUCUGGACAACCCCACCCAACGCAACAAGGAGCAAAUGAUCAAUUCAGCGUUGAAGUUUUUGGAGACUGACACGAUCUGUUACAGAGUGGAGGAUCCUCCUGGUUUAGUGGACCUACAGAAGAACGAGUGGGAUCCGGUUCUGCACUGGAUUGAAAACCGAUACAAUGUCACUAUUGGAUCUUCAUCGAGCAUUCUGGGUCCUGAAAUUCCACAGGCAACCAAGGAAACUUUUCGACAGCAUCUCAAUUCUUACAGCCUCUGGUCCCUGACGGGACUUGAGUUUGUGAUCUCGCAGCUGAAGUCUAUUUUGCUUUCACUGGGGAUGGUUGACCGAUACCUGACAGUGGAGCAGGCGGUGCUGCUCUCCAGACUGGAGGAAGAAUACCAGAUAAGUCACUGGGGAAACGUAGAAUGGGCUCAUGACUACGACAUGUAUGAGCUCAGGGCGCGGACUGCUGCUGGAGCUCUUUUCAUUCAGCUUUCAUCUGAGAAUUUAACCGUCAAACACAAAAUUAUGCAAGACUAAUUACUCUUUUUAUUUGGCCAAAUCAAAAACACACACACUGCAAUCCACCCAAACAAGGAAUUCAGUCUUUUUCAGACUAAUAUCUUGACAACCAGUCGCACCGUCUUAUUCUGAAAAACCCUUUAUUUUGUUUAAGUGCUGGUUCUAAAUAACCUGUAAAACUUUGGACCCUAGCAUGCAGUUACAAGGGUGGACCCAGUGCUUUUACUUUGUAAUUUCAAGCCAUCUUUUCAUGUUACCUGUAUUUAAAUUCUGAUGCAUGCAAAGCUUGUCUUACUGUUUUUUGUUGUUUUUUUUGGUACAGGUUUACCACACCUGAGAAAAAAAAAUUAUUUGAAUAAAGGAAACACCUUGCAAGCAA